AUCCAAGAUAGUUUGCAUAUUAUUUCUCAGUUCGUUCGUUUAUAUUCGGUCAGCUAAUAUAUAUUUGAUGAAUAACAGAAAAACAAAAGACCUAAACCCUCACGACAUGAAGAUAUUGUAUAUUGAGUUAUAGCGCGGCAAUCGAAGAACGAUAGUUGGGAGGGGAUUUCAAGUCCUUUGUCAUGAUAUGUAAUUAACAUUUCCAGACCCUAAACGUUAGUUUGAUGACCAGAUCUGCUUAUUGGCACUGCUUGGUUGAGCGGAAAUAAAUUCUGAAUCACUGUAUUUUGUUGUGAACAUCCUACUGAGGGAUAUGGGAUCUCGAGACUGGAUUAUGUAUAAAGUGUCAAUGGUUCGGCUGCUGUACUGCCUAGUUGGACAGAAUGAAAGUCAAAAGUUAAUAACUCAUACUGUAAGGCUAACCAUGAUAAGCUCCGAAGUUACUCGUUUAAGAUAUGCUUUUUUUCAUAGUACUUGGUUUUUGAUCGUAAAGAACCAAGACACCUAGAUCUUUUUGAACUCACGAUAUUUACGGUUGAAAUUUUAUGGUCUGAGAUUCAAGAUACAGAUGGAGUUGCGUCCCUAAUUCUGGGGAAAAUUUGGCACACUUUGGGGGGAAAUUUUGGGUCAUUCGACUUUGGGGAUUUCCCCAAAGUUCUCCAAAAUUGGCAGCUGGGAAAUAUUACUUCGGUAGAACAAGUCAACAAAUAGCACUUUGUAACUGCUAUGAUUCAUGUUACAGAAGGCCCUUUGAAUAUAGACCUGUUGCGUGAAAGCUAUCAGAACGAAUUUUUCAGCUACAUCGAUGCUCAACCUUCACCUAAGGUUAUAUAUUGGGAGAAAGAUCUGUUAGCCCAUAUGAGUUCUGUAGUAAACAAUUCGGAUUUGAAAAAACAUGGUGUUAUAAAUUCAUUUCUUUUCCAAUCUGCUAAAGAUUCCUAUUCUCCUUCAGCGUGUAAAUCUGUAAUAUUCAUUAUAAGUCCAAAAGUUAGUAUUAUUGACUCUGUACAAUCAUUUUUAGUAAGAGAUUCACAAUCCAACCAAAGUGCUGGAAAGCAAUAUAGUAUUAUUGCCAUUCCGAGGAUUUCCCUUGCUUGUAAAAGUUUUUUAAAAGAAAAAAAGAUGACCAAUAAAUUUGCCAUGAUAUCUGAAUUUCCCCUAACAAUAGUACCUGUAGAAUGUGAUGUUCUGUCAAUGGAAGAUUCGCAAUGUUUUGCUAAUUACUCCAUUUCCGAACGUCAGGAUGGUGUCUAUCAAUUUGUACAAGGUUUGAUGCGAUUUCAAUCAAUUUUUGGUCUGUUCCCAAAAAUUUAUGCUAAAGGUGAAAAGGCCAUAGGAGUGGCCAAAAUGUUGCGGCGUAUGUCUGAUGAAGCCAAAGUUACAAAUGAACAUCAACCAUCAGUCACUGCAUUAGAUGAAAUUGAAAGCCAAACUGAAUUAUUAAUUCUUAUUGAUCGAGCUGUUGAUCCUUUAACUCCUUUGUUAAAUCAGUUAACGUAUGCGGGACUAGUUGAUGAGAAAUGGGGUAUUCGUUUUGGUAUUUGUCGACCAUGUUUUCAAGUUGAAAAUGAAUCUUCCAAAAAAUUCUUAUUAAAUUCUACAGAUUUAGUAUAUACUGAAAUAAGAGAUCGAAAAUUUUCUGAAGUUGGUUUAAUUCUAUCAAAAAUUACUAAAGAAAUUUCUACACUUGUUACUCAAUCCAAGUCAGCCAAAGAACUAACCGAUUUACGCGUUGCCGUUAGUCGGAUUCCCGAAAUUCGCUCAAAACAAUCACAGCUGGAGAUACAUACUUCACUCGCAGAAGAAAUACAAAAAUAUGUGAGCACUGAUGAUUUCUUAUCAAUUUUAAGAGCUCAGCAAGAUUUUAUUAAUGGCUACGAAACAGAUAAAGCACAUCCUUUCAUUGAAGAAUGUAUCCUGAGAGGUGCACCUAUUGAAGAGGUUCUUCGUCUUAUUUGCAUUCAAUCAUUUUGUAAUGGAGGCUUAAAGCAACGACUUUUAGACUAUUAUAGAAAUGAAAUAAUACAAGUCUACGGUUUUGAGCAUAUUUUCACACUGGAUAAUUUGGAGCGUGUAGGUUUGCUUUAUGAAUCUCCUAAUAGUCUAAUGAGUAGUAUACAAACAUCAAGUUUCACACCCCAAGAAAAAAUCAAUUCAAGAAAUAGUAGCCUGUCAUCGUCAAAGUUGUCAGCGAACCUAAAACAAACAAUUAUUAACAUAAGUAGUAGUUAUAAUUCAGUACUAAAAGGAAACCUACGCCUUGUUGUUCCGCCUAAUUCCAAUUCAGUGAAUGACUCUGAGCAAGCAGCAUCUAGUUUGUUUUCCGGUUAUAUUCCUAUAUCUAUUCGUCUUAUUCAAAUAUGGACAAACGAUUGGUAUCCUAAACCUAAUCUAUCAUUAACAAGUAGAGGUAUAACAGAUCAAACUACGUUCACCGGUGGCGGUUCGGGGGCUUUUUUACUGUCUAAGGCUACACGUAUAGUUUCAGGCCUUAGAUCUUCAGAGAGUUUGGAAAUGUCUGUGUUACCAGAGUCUAAUGAGCGCAAUGUACCUGAAUUAAACAGUCGUGCAACAUUAACACCGACGGCAGAGAAAACUGGUGGUUUUCUUCCGAACAAUUCGUUAACUGCAACUUCUAAUCGUACAACAUCUUCACUGACUAACUUAAUAUGUGCUCCAGAAUUUAAAGUACAACUACCAGUUAAAGAUGAUUUACCUUUCACGUCCAAAAACGGUUGUUUAAAUAUGAAAAAUCAUCCAAAUAAACCACGUAUUGUAGUCGUUGGUUUUGUUGGCGGUGUGAGUCAUGCAGAAAUAUCAACUUUAAGAACUAUAGCUGCUAGUGAAGAUGCAAAUGUUGAAUUUGUUAUUAUUACAACAGGAUUUAUAACAGCACAAUCGUUUAUUGGUUCUCUUUGUCAACCGGUUAAAUCAACUAAUCUGAUUCCAUUUUGAUUCCCUGCCUCUCCUUUUUUUUUCUUCUUUAAAUCUUGUUUUAACGGAUUAUCUAAAAAAAUGUUUUCUCUUCUUGUUUUCUUUAUUUAUUUUUACAUGAUCAUUUACUUCAAUCAAACAUUCUACUUAUAUGAUCUCUCUUUUUUUUUUAAAAAAAAACUAAUUUCUUAUUUAGAUUUACAAUAACUAAAAUAGUAGUCGUCGUAGUCCUAGUUGUAGAAGUAGUAGUGGUCGCGGUAGUCCCAGUAGUAGUCGUCGUAGUGUUAGUAGUGGUCGUGGUAGUGUAGUGAACAAGACCACGGGUGGGGACAGUCGAGUGUAUUUAGCACAACAAUUACAGACUAUCUCAAUAAAAUCUAGAUACCAUAUAGUAAAUCGUCAAUUUGCAAAAUGUUCAUGCAUCUAAUCAAACUGGACUGUUUCUGUUGCAAACACUAAUCCAUUGUGUCCCAUUCCAUUGUUCAUACGUUUUCUUACAAAUUCCAUUGAGUUUUCGCUCUUCUUUUCUUCAUCUUCCCCUCAUCUUCUGCUGCCAGACAUUACGUUUUAACUCGUGUCAUAUACUACUCAUAUCAAUAUAAGUAGCUCACACCACAGUAGUAGUAGUGGUCGUGGUAGUAGUAGUAGAACUAGUCGUCAUAAUCCUAGUCGAAGUAGUUGUCGUAUUCUAGUAGUCAUAGUAGCGGAAAUUGGAUUAGAACAAAGUAAAUUCUUAAUUUCUUAAUAACAAUUGAGAACUAGAUGAUCAAAGGAUUGAUUUACAGCUUCAGUUAUUUAGUGAUAAAUGAAAUAAGAAAAGAACAAGGUAAUAUUUUGUUCAAUGAAGAAUAUUGAUAGUUUCAAAUAAGUUCAGCAUUGAGUGGGAAGUUGUAUGUCUGAAGUUUCGUGACUUAAUGUAAGACACUUCUUCAAAGUUCCAUUAUCCGUUUGCCCUGAAGAAGUGACUUACAUUCAAUCACAAAACGUCAGAAAUACAACUUCUCUACUCAUUGGGAUAUAACAAAAACUAUAUUGAUUAUUAUAUUAUCUAUUAUUUACACAUAACCUGUGUUACAUCUGAACGAAGAAUAAAUGAAUAGCAACUGCUAGGAAUUAUUUAUGGGCUUUCAUUACAUAUAUUCUUAAUGGAUAAUUAUUAAUUAAAUUAUAUAUGUAUAUAGAUACCCAGUCUAUUAGUUACAGUCUUUCACAGACACUAGUGGCUUGAUCUUGUAUAGUUAUUAUUUUUCAUUUUUAUGGUGUGAUGCAGUUUGGUCUGUUUGAAAAGAAAUCACAUAUCUGAAAUAUACUAUUCACAUAGCGAAA
Molecule: messenger RNA, 4260 nt
Organism: Schistosoma bovis
Lineage: Eukaryota; Metazoa; Platyhelminthes; Trematoda; Strigeidida; Schistosomatidae
Source: the annotation of a GenBank genome assembly